Arachis stenosperma is the source of this 2589-nucleotide messenger RNA. RefSeq names its product probably inactive leucine-rich repeat receptor-like protein kinase IMK2. Gene Ontology annotation, molecular function: protein binding; protein kinase activity; ATP binding. Gene Ontology annotation, biological process: protein phosphorylation. The record is from RefSeq and is a predicted model, not a curated record. The coding region runs from base 1 to 2589 and encodes 862 amino acids. NCBI's taxonomy places the organism in Eukaryota, Viridiplantae, Streptophyta, Magnoliopsida, Fabales, Fabaceae. The transcript is spliced from 2 exons.
AUGCAGAACCAGAACCAGGUUUUGCAACAUGUGAUGAGAAAGAACAACCACAUAUCUGAAAACAAGAAAGAAAGAUGGAAGACUAUUGUGUUCUUCAAUGUUCACUCUUUCUGGAUUCUUCUUCUUCUUCUGCUGCUGCUGCUGCUUCAUUCCACAGUUAUGAAUCCAGUUUUGUGUGAAGAUGAUCGCUGGGAUGGAGUAGUCGUAACAGAAUCGAAUUUCCUAGCACUUCAAGCCUUCAAGGAAGAGCUCAUUGACCCAAAAGGAUUCCUGAGAAGUUGGAACGACACCGGCUAUGGUGCAUGUUCCGGAAGCUGGAAUGGCAUAAAGUGUGCAAAGGGACAAGUUAUAGUAAUCCAGCUUCCAUGGAAGGGAUUGCGCGGCCAAAUAACGGAACGGAUUGGACAGCUUCAGGGUCUCCGGAAGCUUAGUCUUCACGAUAACCGAAUCGGCGGCGCAAUCCCUUCAUCCUUGGGGAUUCUCCCAAGCCUCAGAGGUAUUCAGUUAUUUAACAAUAUGUUAACAGGUUCAAUCCCUCUUUCAAUUGGUUACUGUCCUUUGCUUCAGUCUCUUGACUUAAGCAACAAUUUUCUCACUGGAACAAUCCCUGAUAACAUUGCCAAUUCCACAAAGAUUUAUUCUCUUAACCUUAGCUUCAAUUCCUUCCAUGGUUCCAUUCCAAUUAGCCUGACUCGCUCGCGUUCGCUGACGUUUCUUUCGCUUCAGCACAAUAACCUCUCUGGAUCCUUGCCUAAUUCAUGGGGUGGUGAUGGUAGCAUGAAUAAUGGCCCCUUCUUUAGGCUUCAAAGUUUGAUUCUUGAUCAUAACUUUUUCACUGGCAUUGUUCCUUCUUCUUUGGGAAGACUAAGAGAACUGAAUGAGAUUUCCCUUGGUCAUAAUCGGUUUAUUGGAGCUAUACCAAAUGAAUUAGGAACACUUUCUAGGCUCGAAUCGUUUGACUUUUCGAAUAAUGAACUUAAUGGAAGCUUGCCUGCUACACUCUCUAAUUUAUCCUCACUAAAACUAUUGAAUUUAGAUAACAACCAUCUUGGUAACCAAAUACCUGAAGCUUUAGGGAAACUGCAUAAUCUUUCUGUUCUGAUUCUGAGUAGGAACAAGUUUAGUGGUCAUGUUCCUGCAAGUAUUGGAAAGAUUUCCCCACUUUCACAGCUCGAUUUGUCAAUGAAUAAUCUCAGCGGAGAAAUUCCAUUAUCUCUUGGGACACAAGUUAGUCUUAAGUUCUUCAAUGUGUCUUACAACAAUCUCUCAGGUCCCGUUCCAACUAUGCUUGCUAAGAAAUUUAACUCAAGUUCCUUUGUGGGAAACAAUCAAUUAUGUGGCUAUAGCCUUUCAUCUCCAUGUCUUGCACCUGCUCCAUCAGAUGAAGUUCUAGCACCGUUUCCUCAUCAAGAGUCGAAAGAUCGCCAUCAUAGGAAACUAGGUACCAAAGACAAGAUUCUCAUAGCAGCAGGGGCACUGCUCUUAGUCCUCAUUACACUAUGCUGCAUCCUGCUCUUCUGCUUGAUCAGAAAGAGGGCGAAUUCUACGGCGGAUAAUGGAAAGGCCACAAGGAGAGCUGCUGGUACGACUAGGACAGAAAGAGGAGUCGCUCCGCCUGUUUCUUCUGGUGAAGUGGAAGAGGGCGGCGAUGCUGGAGGGAAGCUAGUCCAUUUUGAUGGACCAAUCAAGUUUACAGCUGACGAUCUCUUGUGCGCAACGGCGGAAAUAAUGGGAAAAAGCACCUAUGGAACUGUGUACAAGGCUACAAUGGAGGAUGGAAGGCAAGUUGCAGUGAAGAGAUUGAGAGAAAAGAUCACAAAGAGUCAGAGAGAAUUUGAAUCAGAAGUUUGUGUUCUUGGGAGAAUUAGACAUCCCAAUCUUUUGGCUCUAAGGGCCUAUUACUUGGGACAAAAAGGGGAAAAGCUCCUUGUUUUUGAUUACAUGCCUAGAGGAAGCCUUGCUUCUUUCCUACAUGUUCUUAGACCUGAAACAUACAUUGAUUGGCCAACAAGGAUGAAAAUUGCGCAGGGAAUUGCGCGUGGCUUGUUUUACCUUCAUUCGAAGGCGAACAUCAUACAUGGAAACCUUACAUCCAGCAAUGUGCUGCUUGAUGAGAACACAGAUGCUAAGAUAGCAGAUUUUGGCCUUUCUAGGUUGAUGACAGCUGCUGCUAAUUCCAAUGUGAUAGCUACAGCCGCAGCACUAGGAUAUCGCGCGCCUGAGCUCUCGAAACUCAAGAAGGCUAACACAAAAUCUGAUAUAUACAGCUAUGGUGUGAUCUUGCUGGAAAUCUUGACAGGAAAGUCACCUGGUGAAACUAGGAAUGGCUUGGAUUUGCCUCAGUGGGUUGCUUCUAUUGUCAAAGAAGAGUGGACAAAUGAGGUUUUCGAUUCGGAUUUAAUGAGGGACAAGGCAUCAUCCUCAACAGUUAAUGAUGAGUUGCUUAACACCUUGAAGCUUGCUUUGCACUGCGUUGAUCCUACACCGUCGCCACGGCCGGAAGCUCACCAAAUUCUCCAGCAGCUAGAAGAGAUUAGACCAGAGUUACCACCAGUUAGCCCUGGAGAAGAGUCUUGGCAUCAUGUUUAG